AUGGCGGAAGUGACAGAGGAGCACUCCAUCCUCCGUGUGACUGACCCUGACCUCGCCGGGGCUCUGCGCGAAUGCCUGGACACUGGUACCGAGGAGGAUGUCAAGUCCGCCAAGAUUGUGUUUGAAGACAGCGACCAGCAUGGUUCCUUCGUGUUCAGGGGGAAGCCAUACCCCCUCAAGGUGCUGAACCUGCCGUGUGUCGCGGAGACCUACAAGACCUACGACGACGUCAAUCUGGUGAAGAGCGGCGACGUGGGCCAGGUGCUGGUGGUGGGGGACGCUGUGCCCCUGGAGGGCCCCCCCGGCGAGUCCCGCGACGGCAUCACCCGCCCCAUGCGCAAUGCGCGGGAGCGCAUCUUCAGGCAGGCGCUGGAUGUGGAGCCGGAGAUCGUGAGCAAGGUGGAGAUGGACCUCCUCACCAUCCUCGCUGGCGGAGCCCCGCCAGGCAUGCAGUUUGUAGACUAUGAAGAGGUCUGGCAAGUAAACCCUGAGACGGGUGUGGGGGAGUGGGUCCCGGCCACAAAGCAAAAGGCCUGA
Molecule: messenger RNA, 537 nt
Organism: Auxenochlorella protothecoides
Lineage: Eukaryota; Viridiplantae; Chlorophyta; Trebouxiophyceae; Chlorellales; Chlorellaceae
Exons: 3
Coding region: 1-537 (178 amino acids)
Biological process (GO): RNA polymerase II preinitiation complex assembly; transcription initiation at RNA polymerase II promoter
Cellular component (GO): transcription factor TFIID complex
Molecular function (GO): RNA polymerase II general transcription initiation factor activity
Source: RefSeq, a predicted model, not a curated record